AUUUGGGAGUGACGCGGAUGCGAAAGCUAGUUAGUCCCUGUUUCCUUCGCUAUGAAAAAUAUUUGGACAAACUGGACUAACGACUUCCAUCCUAAGUUAAUUAGUUAAUUAUGAUGCUGAUUCACAUUAUUCGUUAAAGAAGCAAAAAGCGCAGCGCGUCGUGGUUGGCGACUUAUUUAUCACGUCGGGAUUAUUCUCGCCAGGGCCGAGCUGCUGGGAUAACUUUGGAGAAGUUCUUUGUAUUCGGGAUAGUCACACAGCUUGGCCGACAAGCUGAACAUGGAUUGGGGAACAGAGCUUUGGGACCAGUAUGACAUCAUUGAAAAGCACACACAGUCUGGCCUGGAGCUGGUGGAGAAGUAUGUAAAAUUUGUGAAGGAGAGAACAGAGAUCGAGCAAAACUAUGCCAAACAACUGAGGAACCUUUCAAAGAAAUACAACCUAAAACGAAGCAGCAAAGAUGAGCCAGAGUGCAGGUUGUCCAGCUACCAGUCCUUUUUGGACAUCGUGAACGAGAUGAACGACUACGCCGGGCAGAGAGAGCUGAUUGCAGAGAACUUGAUGAUGAACAUUUGCAUCGAUCUCACCAAGUACCUGCAAGAGCUCAAGCAGGAGCGAAAGACGUAUCUGAUGGAGGCAAAGAAGGCCCAGCAGAGUUUGGAGAGCACCUACAAGCAGCUUGACAACAGUAAAAAGCGUUUUGAGAGAGAAUGGAGAGAAGCAGAGCGUGCAGCACAGUAUGCAGAGAAGACGGAUCAAGACAUCAACGCCACAAAAGCCGACGUUGAAAAAGCCAAACAGCAGGCUCAUAUGAGAGCACACGUAGCAGAAGAGUGUAAGAAUGACUACGCUGCACAGCUCCAGAAAUACAACAAAGAACAGAAUCAGUUCUAUUUUACUGACAUGCCACUCAUUUUCAAUAAAUUGCAGGAUCUGGAUGAGAGGCGAGUACAGAAGCUGGCGCAAGGCUACAUCUUGUUUUCAGACACAGAGAAGCAUGUGAUGCCCAUCAUUGGCAAGUGCCUGGAGGGCAUUACUAAAGCCGGCACUAACGUUAAUGAGAAGAAUGACUCCAUGGUUGUAAUAGAGCAAAACAAGUCAGGCUUUGAGCGUCCUGGAGAUUUGGAGUUCGAGGACUACAGUCAGGGCAUCAACCGAGCCUCCUCUGACAGCAGCCUGGGGACACCUAAAGGCCCCAUGGACCUUCUGGGGAAGAACAAGAGCAAAAACUUUUGGCUUUUCAGCAAAAAGAGUAAGCUCUCUUCCUCCACGCUCACUCCUUUCUCCACACCCCCUGCCCCUUCACCCGCUAACGGACCCCCUUCCCCCAAGUUUGGCCGGGACCCCCUGUCGUACUGUUUGAAGGAGAUCAAUAAGACAGUCAAACCCAGAAUCUCUUCCUUCCGGACACUCAGGAGAUCGCCUACGGUGACAGAGGACUUCGGCCAUCUCCCUCCAGAGCAGCGCAGGAAGAGGUUGCAACAGAAAUUAGAGGAAAUUUGCAAAGAGCUGCAAAAAGAAGUAGAUCAAAGUGAAGCACUGGGAAAGAUGAAAGAUGUUUAUGAGAAAAAUCCUCAGAUGGGAGACCCUGCUAGUCUGGCAUCUCAAAUAAACCAGACAUCCCAGAAUAUAGAGCGGCUCAGAGCGGAGCUGAACAAAUACGAGACUUGGUUGGCCGAAGCAGGAGGUCGAGGGGACACGUUGCGCCAUAAAACUCAAACAUUUAACAAUAACGGAGCUCAUGAUAUGCACAGCCCCGAUGGAGCUCACUCGGAUGAAAGCACUCCUGAUGCCUCCCAAGCCAUUUACGCUGAGUUUGACGAUGACUUUGAGGACGAGGAAGUAACUGCUCCUAUUGGGAAAUGCACGGCCAUGUACAACUUCCCAGGUGCCAGUGAAGGGACCAUCUCUAUGCAGGAAGGGGAGGUGCUGGCUGUGGUAGAGGAGGACAAAGGGGACGGUUGGACCCGUGUACGUAGGAACAAUGGAGAUGAAGGCUACAUACCUACAUCGUAUGUCACCAUCAACCUAAACAAAUGAUAAACACAUGAGGAACAAUGCAAAACUAGAUUAACACUUCACAAACCUGAAUGCAGUUCUUCCUAUUGGACCAAUCCUAAAGAAGCCACAGCAGUAAUGAGCAUUAGCACCAGAGCGUCCUAAAAGAUCCAAAACAAGGCGGCACAUUUGUGCAGAGAGAUGGUGCUAACAGUACGUUCUGCAUAGAUAACAGCACAUUUUUGUAGUCUCAGUUAUACCAUAAGGUUCUUUUGUUUUCUAUAUCAUGUCAUAAUAAUGUUUUGGUUUAGAAAAAGUCAUGCUUACAUCUUAGGCACGAUUACGGUACAAGUUUGCUUCUUUCUACAGCCUAAUGAGGCAUUAGUUUCUGAAUGUGAGAGGAAGAAUUAGAGGGGGAGGAGGAAGAUGAGUGCUGCUGUCAUCCUUACACUGAGUUCUAACACCAGUAAUACUUAGGAGGAAGUUACCUCACUUGUUUACCCUUUUUUUAGUUUAAAACUGACUCGCUCUGACCCAUGGCAGUCCAUUCCACGGCUGAAACUAAAAUAUAUGACCUGUUUCAGCUCUCAUUUGUCUCCAGUGUGCCACUUUCUACCUUUAAUAGCACUUGAGUGUCCCCAGGGGAUGAAUGAGGUUUUUGGGGAGAAUCCUUUUACUUUUGGACUUUUGGACUUUUGGUUUCCAGAAGACCAAAGCUCUCCUGCCAUGGUAAAACACACACACACGCACGCACACACACACACACACACACUACUAUACAAACACUUUAAUGUGUGGACAAUCACAGCCAUAUCUUUUUUUUAAAGUUCAUUUCAGACCUUUAGUGAGGCUAUACAGUAGCUGUUACAGUUACAACCUGAACAUUGUACUAAAAAUAAUUUAUUACAAAUGUGUAUAAAUAUAAUGAUCAUGUUUGACAGAAGUUGUACUUUGUAUUAAGGAUGUUUUCAUGAUGUUCUUUUCUCCUUGCACACAUAGUGGACCGUCUGUAGCCACAAAAGGGAGUAAAUAAUGCACACAUAAAAUGUGCUCCAUUGUAUUUAUGUAAUAAAUAAUAUAUAUUUUAGCUAUCACAAUACCACUAUUGUCUUAUUUAGCUUUUUAACCAUUUAAAUAAAGAUUGUUACAUUGUGAGAGCAAACUAAAAGGAUCUAAUUUUGUUGCUAAUGAUGUUUUAUUUGGAUUUACUUCACACUUGCUCAAGUUGAUCCAUGUCCUGUUUUUUACAGAGCCAGCAACAAGCAUUACUUUUCAAGUAACUGCUCAUGUGUCUUUGGUGCCUUUCUGGUUAAAAGCAUUGUGUAUAUACCAUUUUUACAUUUAAGAUAUUUUCUUUUUUUUUUUUUUUCUCCAAGACUUAAUAAAUGUAAAGCACAUUUCAAA
Molecule: messenger RNA, 3402 nt
Organism: Acanthochromis polyacanthus (spiny chromis)
Lineage: Eukaryota; Metazoa; Chordata; Actinopteri; Pomacentridae
Gene: trip10a
Product: thyroid hormone receptor interactor 10a
Exons: 15
Coding region: 280-2040 (586 amino acids)
Biological process (GO): signal transduction
Molecular function (GO): protein binding
Source: RefSeq, a predicted model, not a curated record